Messenger RNA from Papilio xuthus (Asian swallowtail), 994 nucleotides. It is a transcript of the gene ninaA, whose product is annotated as neither inactivation nor afterpotential A. Gene Ontology annotation, molecular function: cyclosporin A binding; peptidyl-prolyl cis-trans isomerase activity. Lineage: Eukaryota; Metazoa; Arthropoda; Insecta; Lepidoptera; Papilionidae. Gene Ontology annotation, cellular component: intracellular membrane-bounded organelle; cytoplasm. The coding region runs from base 203 to 970 and encodes 255 amino acids. The record is from RefSeq and is a predicted model, not a curated record. The transcript has 6 exons. Gene Ontology annotation, biological process: protein folding; protein peptidyl-prolyl isomerization.
GGAUUCGGUCAGAAUAAUAUGGUAUCGAAUACUCGAUGUCUAAUUUAACUCGAAUACGAUAGAUUUGGAUAUCGAGUUAAAUCAUGACAGGGUAGAAUAAAAUAAAGAAUGAAUUUUUGGCAAAAAGUAAUAAUAAUUUGGUAGUUAAUUCAAUCUCUGAAGCUCGGAUAAAACAUAACAUUUUAAGCUCAAAAACGAUUAAAUGUCUUGCACCAAUCAGCGCAUAGAGGGUACAUCAUCAGGUCAGCAUCUCUCUCGCGUAUUACCGUAUACCUCGGCUUCCAAACUUCUCUGGCAGACGGCCGCAGCACGCCACAUCAAGGCCCGACAAUUUAGAGUGACUGACCAAAUUUAUUUGGAUAUAGAACGCGAAGAUAAAACAAUUGGGAGGAUAGUUAUAGGAUUAUUUGGUGACUUAGCGCCUCGUGCAGUUAAAAAUUUUAAAGUGCUCGCUACAAAGGGUAUCAAAGGAAAAUCUUAUAAGGGCACACGAUUUAACCGAAUUAUUAAAAGAUUUAUGAUACAAGGAGGAGACGUGGUAAAUGACGAUGGCUCUGGAUCGAUUAGUAUUUACGGUGAGACAUUCGAUGACGAAAAUUUAGAUACGCAGCAUACUGUUGCCGGUUUCGUGUCCAUGGCUAACAGAGGAAAGAAUACUAAUGGAUGUCAAUUUAUAAUAACGGCAACUGGUACACCGUGGCUGGAUGGAUUACACACUGUUAUAGGAAAGGUGGUGGAAGGUCAGAACUUAGUGCACGUGGUGGAGCACACGCCCACUGACGGCGACGACCGGCCCAUACAGCACGUCUACAUUGCCGACAGCGGCCUCGUGCCCACGCCACAGCCGUAUUAUAUAUCCGAUGAUCCUUAUGAUUUGUGGGCUUGGAUCAAAGCUUCUGCGGUACCUUUGAGCAUGUCGUUUUCAAUCCUGGGAUUUUUCCAUUGGAUGAUAAAGAAAAUGGAAAUUUAAACCGAAUACAAAAUUAAAAAAAUA